Anguilla rostrata (American eel) is the source of this 6490-nucleotide messenger RNA. It is a transcript of the gene nacad, whose product is annotated as NAC alpha domain containing. The transcript is spliced from 9 exons. The record is from RefSeq and is a predicted model, not a curated record. Gene Ontology annotation, biological process: protein targeting to membrane. Gene Ontology annotation, cellular component: nascent polypeptide-associated complex; cytoplasm. Lineage: Eukaryota; Metazoa; Chordata; Actinopteri; Anguilliformes; Anguillidae. The coding region runs from base 376 to 6357 and encodes 1993 amino acids.
AUUCUGCGGCGCACUCUCAGACCCCUCAUGCGGACGGCAGCGCGGCUCUGCAGCACCACGGAGAGAGAACCCCUCGCGCUCAAACACGCGCAGCCCGGCCCUCGCAGCGCACACGCGCACACGCACACGGACCUGCGCGGGGAACGGAGCCCAGCACCGGUGCUGCCCGCAAACAGGACGCCGAGAACCCGCUCCUCCUCCUCCGGUCGCCACCUCCCCCAUCCGUCACCUUGACGAUCUUUCUCUCCCUGUCCUCCCGGGUUGCUUCAGAGACGUAGGGAGUCAUGCCAGGGGAAGCGGCCCACCGGACCGUCCCCUCUCCAGGCUUGCCUGAGGCGGGGCAAGACAGCACGGGCAUCCCCGGACCAGGUAGACAUGACCAGACAAGCUUCCAGCUCUUCUGCCUCUACUCCCAGUGACUGUGCAUCCACUCCCUCCCCUAGCACCCCAUCACAGCUCUCCCCAGAAUGCACCUCUCCAUUUGGCCCACGGUUACCCAUGGCCAAACACUACAGUUCAGCAAGACCCCAGCCAGAAGGGGCCAGCAGCGAUGGAGGCUCAGACGGCCGACUUGGACGGCUCACUGGCAGGUUUGGUCGAGGGUCUUACAGGCAUGGGGCCAUCAAGAUGGAAAGGAUCAAGGUGCUGACAGGGACUGAAGUGGAGAGUGACUACAAGGAGCCAGAGGCCAUGGACACAAGGGUGGUGAUGGGCCAGGAGGCUCUUCUAAGGAAUAUGGAGAUCCAGGGGGGGACACUUUUGCAGAAAAAAACUGGGCAGGAAGCCCACAGUCUGGAAAGCAAAUCCGGGGUGCCAUCCCCUGUCCUGGAGGAGGUUAAGAUGGGAUGUUCUGAGAAAGCAAAGCUGGACACCGGCCAAGAGGGUCCGUCUGUCAUACACGAUGAGUGCCUGACUACUAAAACGGAGCCAGAGAAAGAUUCUGCACAGCUCCUCACCCAUCCUGUCCUGGAACCCAAAGCAAUGUUGGAUAUUGGACUGAUUGACAGCUGCAGCUCCUUGGGAGGGGAAGAAGGGGAGGAGCUAUCUCAGGGUGAAGUGCCUUCCUUGUCCUUUUCUGAGCCCUCCUGUAUGGUCGACCCCCAACGAGUGGGGGUACCCUCAGGUAUGGACCCAGACCUCUACUACACUGCUCCCUCCACUCCCAUUAAGAUGGCCUAUUGCUCACACCUUAAGAACCAGUGGUACCCCAGCUCACAAAGUCCAGGACCAGGCUCCCCAACUGAUGAGUCCUCUGACCUUCCUGAAAGUGAAGGUUUGUGCUCUCCCCCCACUUCCCCUUCAGGCUCGUACAUCACAGCUGAGGGAGGCAGCUGGACCUCCUCCUACACAUCCAGCACCUCUCCAUCCUGCUCCCCAAACCUCAUUGCUGAGGCAGAGCUGCAGGAGGCACCUGCUUGCUAUGUUGAGUCCCUCUCCGAGAUUGGGGAUGAGCUUGGCGAGGACAGGAGCAGUGCCGAGAAGGACACAUGCCUUUACAAGGCUGAUGGUCUGGGGCUGUCAGAAACAGAUGUUUCUUUUACAGAAGGCAUCGAUGCACCUAAGAGGGGGACCUGCCGACCCCACUGGGUAACCGAAGAAACGUCUCCCCAGAGGAGUAGCAGUGGGAGGAGCACUUCAUCCCAGGAAGGAGGAGGUGAGUCUGAGGGGUCCCUGGAGCCGCUGGAGGAGCAAGAGGCUGUUGGGCUAACAGAAUAUGUGGAUCCAGAGCAGGACGUGGAGCUAGAUUUGAAUGCCUGCGUCUCUGAACAUUUUGCCACCCUGGAUGCCCCCCUCAGCCCAGAGGAGGUAAUUUCCCCAGACCUAGUGGCCUCAUUCCCAUUUGUUCAUCGCCUGUCUGCAGCCGCAGACACAGGCAGCCUGACCCCAGCCACAUGCUCCUCUGAAGUAUCAGACACAGACAACAACAGCCUCUAUGGUGAGAUGGCCUCCUCUGCCCUGCUGUUCCCAUCUCGAGAGGAUAGCCAAGGUGGUGACAUGAUGAUACCAGCCUCUAUGCUUCCUUUGCAUGCAAGUCUCAUCUUCCAAGCUGACUCCAUGGAGAUUACAUUGUUCCCCACAGAGGAUGAACCCAGUAAUGAUGUGGAUGCUUAUGCAGCUGGAGAGGAGGAAGGGGACGUGGAUGAAGAUGAAGAUGAAGAGGAGGUGGAGGAGGAGGAGGAAGAAGAGAAGGCAGAAGGAGUAGUGGAAGAAGAAGGGAAAGUUUUAGAGGACCUCAACGAAGAAGACACAUCUGCGUCCUUCUUAAACUCUCUCUCUGAGACCUCCAUUAAUGAGGGCAUAGAUGAGUCCUUUGCCUUCCAGGAUGACACAGAGGAAUCAAUUGAUUCUGCCUCUUACAAUGGCGAGGAAGAUGAGAGGCUAUACAGCACAGAGAGGCAUGCUGAACUGGCUCAACAGUUUCCUGGGCCAGAUGACCCAGCGGAACCUGCAGUUCCACAGCAGCAGGAUUCCUCCAACUCAGGAAGUGGAAGUGAAAGUGAGAUGGAGAUCUCCUCUGAGUCGUCUGAUGCAAAUCAUGGACCUAACAAGAUUUCAACAGCUGACAAUGUUAGCUCACCUGCAGUGAGUCCUCCUACACAUCCAGCAGCACAUACGAGUAAGGGUGAAACAUCAGUUGUUACAGAAGAAGUCCGAAUGCCUCAACAAGCUGAACUGGAGAUCACUGAGAGGUGCACAGAACCUAAGGCUGGCAUAGCACAGGAAUCAGUUGAUGAAACAUUCAUGCCACCUUCCCUGGAAGGUGCUUUGCAGCUGGCAUUACCUGCCAGAGCAAAUGAAGAUCCAGUUACUGGGGAACUGAUCAAACAUUCUGAAGACAGUGCAAGCAAACUCUCCACUUGCCUGAGUGGAGCAGCCACAGCAACAGGGGGUGAGCAUCCGGAUCUUGUUGCAGAACUUGCAGAUCAGAAAAAUGGCAACAGCGUGGACAAUGCCGACCCCUCACUGAGCCUAGAUGAGACAGCCACCAAUGAUCUGAAUAAAGGUGUACCACUGCUUUCACACCCCAAAGAAGACUGCUGCAACCCCAGCAACAUACCCAUCUCCACCAGCCCUGAGGCUUCCUCUGAGGUGCUGGAAAACUUGGCUGUCAAAACCACAGAUGUCACAACCUUGGGAUCAUCUCUGAACCAGGAUAACCUGGCUGAGGAUCAGCCCUGCACAGAUGACAUAAACUUGUGCCCUCACAAUGCACCAUGUUCUGCCUAUAGUGUGCUGGCCAUUUCACCAAAGAAAGAAAACUCUGAUACAAAGGCCUCAGAGGCUGAACCUUCUUCCAGAGAUUGGGAAUCAGAAGUGCCUCUGUCCUUGAGAGAAUGUCAUGGCUAUGAUUCAGAGAGCUUGCUGUUGUGCGAGAUAGCUGGUCCAUUGGGCACUGAAGCCACCGCCAUUUGCCCCAACAUUGCUUCGGGAGGUGGUGCCUUAGCGGACCAGGAUGAUAACAUAAGCUGUGACAAUUUGCUCUUGGAAUCAUCAGAAACAGAGGGAGGUAUGCUUAAGUCCAAUCUAACAAACUGGAAAUCCAUAGAAGAGAUUUCAGAGGCAGGCGGAGGGGAGGAUGGAAGCUCUCAUUUUGCUGAGGAUGAAGACAACAACCUUCAGGAUCAGGAUGAUAGUCCAACUAGACAGCAUGAAGAAGCAGGCACAUGGAAUGACUCAGAAAGUGCCGGUCCACUGUUAAGUUCCACAGGACCACCAAAAUGUCUCCAGUUCAACAUCCUUUCCGAAGCUGAUAACAAGGUUACCAAAAAUCGAAAUCCAAUUAUGGAACAAGAUUGUGUGAACAUCCCUGAAGAAUCUGUAUCAAAUGUAUCUAUAGUGGAGGAGAUACCACAUCAUGAGGCCGCUGUUGUAAGCUCUGAUGGGUUGCAUAAGGAAGGUGUCACUCAACAAAUUAAGAAACCACAGCCUGUAUCCCCUGCAGAUUUAAAAACAAAUAGCAGUGCGCUAGAAGGAGCUAAGACCCAAAUGGAUAGUACACACAAGUCAAAUGGUACGGCUUAUGUUGAGGGGAAAACGUCUCCAACUGUAGACAAAUCCCUCUGUAAGAAUGAAACUGUAGCACAGAGUAAAGCUGGCGCCAUUGGACACAAGGGUACAAUUUCUUUACUAGGGGGAUCUUUUGGCACAUUCAACCCUAGAAAAACGUCCAACAUCUCCAGGUCAGAAAGACCUCUGGUAAAUAGUCCUUCACCAAGAAAAGAUUCAGUGGUGAAAAGCCAGGACCAAGAGGCUGUAUCAGAGGCAACAGUGUUGACAAGUGUAGAACUACACACUGAUGUUAACACUGAGAAACAAACUGAGAACCACAAAGGUAUAGCAUUUGACAAACAUACUGAUGAACCAAAGACUAUUGAAGCCUUUAAGGAACAAGAGUGGACAAAGACUAAGGAGGAUUCUCAUAUGUCAAGGGAAGGGAACACUGAAGACGUUGAACUAACAGUCCCUCUAAAGGAGACAGUUAUGGAAAGCUUGAAAUUGGCAGUGAAAGGGCACAAACUGCCGGAUGUUAUGGAGGAGUCAACAUUACCUGAGACAGAGAGGGAAGAAAAAGGGAAAGAUGACAAAUUGACUUGUCAGGGUGAGCAAGAAACCUCUGAAAAUGCAACAGAGAGUUCUGUUGACAAAAAACCAAAGCAACCUGAUGCACUUACAAGUCAUUCUCCUAUCACUGCAAACAAGACACUGAGAGAACAAGAUUUUGUCUCAGAAAACUCCAAGGAAGAGGCUUCAUCCGGAAAGAGCAUCUGCAAGGUAAUGUCACCUGAGAAGAGCCACAUAUCUGUGAAUGAGGUUGUCUCAGAGGCGCAACACAAUGUGGCAACUCAACAGUGGAAAGAUGUAAGGCUGAGUCCAUCUGUUGCAUCAGAUGAAAGUGUGAGUCAAGAGAAUCAAGACCUUAUCAACACCUUAAGUCCUGUUGUGUCAAAGCAAAGUGAAAAUGAGCUGAAUCAAGACAAAACUGCCACCCAAAGUCCAAGUCCCUCUGCUGCCUGUGAGGCUGAGAGCAAGCAGACUGUGUUAGUGAAGGAAGAGGUCCUUGACAGCAGCACUUUACAGAAAAGGCACCCAGCACGUAGUGCUGGAGACAUCAAUGACAACCACGUUGAAAGCAAUCUGACGUCCAGUGCAGAGCAAAGCCAGUCCUACCCCCUGGGAGGCUCCAUGAGUCCACCCAGUGAGGAGCUUUCCCUCCCCAUCCAGGAGUCCCUGGCUGCAGUCAAUCCCGCACAAUCCCUUCCUGAGCCACCCACUAAACCAGACCCUAUGCACAGCUGCACUGAUAUCCCUACACUCCUCACAUCCCAUAGCCUGUCACAGCCCCUCCAGGAGACUGCACCAGUGCCCGAGCAGCCACCCUCAGCACCAGUCCAGGAUACACAGCAUCAAGCAGACAGGCAACCUUCGCUGUCACUGAAGCAGCAUGCACAGGAGAAGCUGAGAGGAGGCACAGAAGAGGAGGCUGAGACCAGUAGCACAGAGUCACCACGCGGGCCGCCGACCCGGUCCGGAGAAGUUUCAGGGCCCAAGGGUGGCCGCCAAAGGGGUUCCUUGCACACCGAAUCCAGCUCCUCCAGCGAGAGAGAGACUCCUUCUUCGCCCGCACAGGUUCUCAGCCCCACUCCCCAUACCUCUGUGUGUGCGGAGCCACGCCCACCUGAGAGACAGGAGCCCCUCAGCCAAAGCCCCGUCUCUUACCGUCACAAAGCAGCACCUGAGGUGGAUUUAUCCUUCAAAAACAAGGUGGGUUCCUGCAAUGAGUCAGACAGCGAUGGCUCUGUGCCGGAGUUGGAGGAACCAGAGAGUCCGUUGCUGAGGGCCACAGACACACAGUCUCAGCUGUCUCACUCAGCGCCCCCUGGUGAUGAGUCCAUGAACAAAGCGAAGCAGAGCCGCAGUGAGAAGAAAGCACGGAAGGCCAUGUCCAAGCUAGGGUUGAGGCAGAUCCAGGGAGUCACACGCAUCACCAUCCGCAAGUCCAAAAACAUCCUAUUCGUCAUCACCCGACCCGACGUCUUCAAGAGCCCCGCCUCCGACAUCUACAUAGUGUUUGGAGAGGCCAAGAUUGAAGACCUCUCCCAGCAGGUGCACAAGGCUGCAGCUGAGAAAUUCAAGGUUCCCCUGGAGCCCUCACCCCUCAUCCCUGAAAGCACCCCCAGCCUGAGCAUCAAGGAGGAGAGUGAGGAAGAAGAGGAGGAGGUUGAUGAGGCUGGCCUGGAGCUCAGGGACAUCGAGCUGGUCAUGGCCCAGGCCAAUGUGUCCAGGGGGAAGGCCGUCCGCGCUCUGCGGCACAACAAGAACGACAUCGUCAACGCUAUCAUGGAGCUGACCAUGUGAGAGGAGAGAGGCCCCCCUGCCUGUCCGCCGCCCCCUCGCCCCCACCACCCAUACACACUAUAAACUCCACUGUAUUGCUGCUAUGUUGCAUCCCCCCUGUACCUGCUAAAUAAAACAGUCUGCUAUAGCCAUA